Baudoinia panamericana UAMH 10762 is the source of this 1350-nucleotide messenger RNA. RefSeq lists its product as uncharacterized. The transcript has 2 exons. Lineage: Eukaryota; Fungi; Ascomycota; Dothideomycetes; Mycosphaerellales; Teratosphaeriaceae. Bases 1 to 1350 code for a protein of 449 amino acids. The record is from RefSeq and is a predicted model, not a curated record. Gene Ontology annotation, cellular component: cytoplasm.
AUGCCUCUCACAAUACUCGGCGAUCACGAUGUGAACCGGAUAUUACACUCCUUCACCCGAGAAGACAUCCUUGAGCUCCAGCAAUCACUCGCGGAUGCACUGCACUGGUAUUCGACCAGCAACGAUGCCAACGAUUGCUGUUCAGACUUCCAGCCUGAGCGAACAGUCCUCAAACGCAAAGACGGCUCAACCACGCUGUUCAUGCCCGCGAGCGGGCUUAAUAGCCAAGGAAUCAAGGUGGUUAAUGUGGUUCCUCCGGAGAGCUCCACAGGCCUGCCUGCUCUCGCCGAGAAUCUUUCUUUGAGCUCCAGUAAAAGCUCAACAUCGAGUCCGCGAGAUUCCAUCUCGAUGACAAGUUCAGCGGGCACGGAUACCGCGAACGCCACCGCAGUCUCCACUAUUCGUGGCUCGUUGACGUUGAUGGACAACCAGGGCAACACGACCGGUCUGCUCAACGCAGCAGAAGUUACUGCUUUUCGCACAGCGCUCGCAUCCACAAUGCUCCUCAGGAAACGUCACUCCGUGCACGAUCUCACUGUCUUCGGUGCGGGAAAGCAAGCCUAUUGGCACAUACGCCUCGCAAUGCUGCUACGCCCGGACGAGAUUCACCACUUGAACAUCGUUACGCGCAGCUUCGAAAGCGCGCGAAACUGCAUAGUUCGGCUGUACAACCCACAGCCUGACGACCCUGACUACGUGAAUCAUAUAGGGGAGAAGUACAACAGCAAGACGAAGAAGAACAUCCUCACGCCGAUGCACACUGAGUAUGAAAGGCUAUUGAAAGAAUAUGUUCGUGCAUCUAACGUCAUCUUCUGCACCACACCGUCGGACAGACCAUUGUUUCCCGCCACUCACCUCACGAACCCCGAAGGUCGCAAGAAGGGUAGAUACAUCGCUUGCAUAGGCAGCUACAAGCCUCACAUGAUUGAGCUGCAUCCGGAUAUUCUGCGCUACGCAGUCGCGCCACACCAUGAACACAAACACGUUCAUAAGCGGCAACGAGAGGGUGGCGCCGUUAUUGUUGACACAGUAUCCGGGUGCUUAAAAGAAGCCGGCGAAGUGAUUCAAGCGAAGCUGCUGCCAGACCAAGUUGUGGAGCUAGGAGAGCUGUUCAUGCUGAAGCGGGAGGCAGAUCGAAGACGGGCGCUGAAAGGAGAGAAGCCUGUGUCGGGCGCGGAAGGCUGCCAGUUCAAGGACGAUGGCGAGAGCGCGGGUUUGAUGGAGUGGUUGACGAGGGGAAACGUGAUUUACAAGAGUGUUGGGAUUGGGUUAAUGGAUGUGGUGGUCGGUAACGAGCUGGUGAGGAUGGCAAGGGAGAGGGGCAUUGGGGUCACUAUUGAGCAAUUCUAA